Molecule: messenger RNA, 6887 nt
Organism: Gryllus bimaculatus (two-spotted cricket)
Lineage: Eukaryota; Metazoa; Arthropoda; Insecta; Orthoptera; Gryllidae
Source: the annotation of a GenBank genome assembly
UGAUUUCACUUCGCUAACCUGCGCAGGUUUGUGUCAAGACAGCUGGUUGAUGUUUUCCUGAGUUGAGCGUUUCAGUUCUAUUUCCUGAGGCGCAUUGGCGUUUGUUACGGAUUUAGAUAGUGAAUAGAUGUUCGGAAGUGAUCCGCGAGAUCCAUUAUCUUGGAAAUAAUUGCUGAAAGCCAUUCAAUAAUUUCGAUUGUUGGCACAUCUGAAGGAGAAACUAGAGCUUGGAAAGAGAUUUCGUACUACGUUGUAUGUAGGCCGCAAUCCAGCCGAAGCAGCUGAUUGCAGCUGGCUUGACGUCUUGUUUUGAAAUUGUGAUAAGGCCACAUCGUGGAUUUCUAAAUCAUGACCGAGCAGUUUAUUGGGUACAUAGUAUCAAUAGACUGUGAAAAUGGUCUGGGUAUUUAUCAGGGUCAAAUAAGUCAUGUAGAUCCUAAAGUCCAGACCCUAACUUUGAAAAAGGCAUUCCGAAAUGGAAUACCUGAACAAUCAAAGGAAAUAGUUUUGAAAGCCAGAGAUAUAAAAAAUAUAUCAAUUAUCGAGAGAGCUCAGGAGACUGAUGAAACAAAUGUGUCAGCAAGUACUGUUGCUGUUACGAGACCAUUAGCAAAACGACCAGGGAGAUCUAUUAGUGAAAGCAUUGCUACUGGAAAAGGUAUUCAACUUCGUGAGUCCCCAAGAAAACACGAAGAAACAAAUGGUCGCAAUAAUACCUUGGGUUUCUUUGCAGUCUUGGAGGGUCGCAAGAGCCCAAAUAAGAAGGAUCGCCGUCACAAACUCUCUGAAAAGGAUGAAGCUUGUUUUGGUACACCAAUAGACAAUUUUUUGCAUCAUGAUUUUGAUUUUGAAAAAAAUUUAGCUCUGUUUGAUAAACAAGCAGUAUUUGAUGAAAUUGCUGCUCAGCGUCCAGAUCUAGUUCGACAAACAGAUGUAAGACGUGUUCAGAAAUAUAGACAUGAUGAAAACAUACUUGCUACAACUCCUGCCAAGUAUCGGCAACUAAUAGUUCCAUCACCUGGUUCCAAAGAAUAUGUUACAGAUGAAGGCUUGGUUAUUCCAAGCAUAACUGCUGAUGUACGAAGGCAAUUGUUGAUGGCAGCAGAGCGAAGAGGACUGACUAUAGAGAGACAGACUGAAAUGAUGGGUCGUGCUGUAGCUGAAAUGGCUUUGCAACUCCUUGGAGGAGGACAUAGACUAAACCCUCGAAAUUCACAUCAGUGGCCCACUGUUGUGGCUUUGUGUGGCUCUCAUCGACAAGGUGUAGUGGGCAUUAACUCUGCACGCCAGUUGGCUAGCCAUGGAGUUAAGACUAUUGUGUACCUGUUGGACUCAGCAAACCUUUCACCACUUGUCACAACAGAGCUUACACUCUACAAACUCACCCAUAAUGCAAUUAUUACAAAUACCAAUGAUCUACCUUCAGGGCCUGUGGAUUUGAUAUUGGGAGCUCUGGUGGGUGACGUAGGUGCUGUACCAACUAUGCUCAGCACACCAUAUUUGGCUGCCAUUAAGUGGGCCAAUGACAAUCGUGCAGCUGUGAUGGCUCUGGAUCCACCUGCUAGUAGCACUCCUGGCCUCAAUACAAAGUUUUCUCUACUGCCGCUCCUUCCUUUAGCCCAUCGCCCUGAGAAUGGGAAACUGUACCUGUGCAACUUGGCAUGCCCUGUGCAGGUUUUUCGUGAUGUUGGUAUCAAGUAUACAUCACCUUUUGGGCCCAAGUUUGUGAUUCCUCUUCAUCCCAACGAGGCAUGAACCAAUGGGUUUGGGAUGCUAUUCUUGAAGAGGAUCAUAUGUUUAUUUUUUGCCCUUGUGACAUUGAUAAAAGUUUGCAGAAGUUCUGUUUUAAUUUGUGUUCAUGAAGAUUAUUAGGAAGGUAUUUUGGUGUACUAAACAAUUUUACUGUUUUUCUAUGUUCUUUAAUUUUGGUUCUUCUAAUUUUGGUUGAAAAUAGGUGCAUUUAUUUUUAUCCUGAACAAAGAAGGUCCUAAUUAUGUUUGUAUUAUAUUGAGAAACUGUAAAUUAUGUAUAAUAUGUACAUAAAAAAGUAGAUUUUAAACUUGCUGAAUGUUUUCAUACUUACAAUGGUAAUGAAGAUACAGAUAAUGAGAAAAUAAAAUGCAUUAUGUUUCUCUGGUCAGCAUUAAAUGUUGCAGAACGUUGUUCACAAAGCUACUUCACCACAGUGUGUGAUAAAUAAACUUUUUUGGUCUGGUCAUGUGAACAAUGCUACUGAAUUUAAAUGAAGUUUUUUUAAAGAGGAUAUUGAUGUUUCAUUUAUGUAAAUAUGUUGUACAAAAGAUGUGCAUAGUAAUUGUUCCUUAUAUUGUCAUUGGCAAAUUUUGCAUGAGGGCCUAUGUGGCAUAUCGGUUUAGGUUUGUUUUAUUUGUCAAUUUUGUCUGUGUGUGAAUGGAAAAGAAUGCUUGAAGGAAGAUGAUAUUCCAUUGUGUGAAUAUAUGCUUGACAAUAUGUGGUAAUAUUGGUAAUGUAAAUAUUGAAAAUGUUAAUGUAAAUAUUGUAUUAAAUGGGUGCAAAUAUGAAAGCAAAACCGAGUACUUGAAGUAGCUCAGUGUAAAGAUACAGAACGUUUUAUAGCACCUUAAAAGUCAGGUAGAUAUAACGAAUUAAAUUUGUCAUUUGCAUAUACCAUAAAUAUGUACAAUCUUAUCUGUGAUAAUCUCUUUUCCAUCUUAUUUAUUUAACCUUUUAGUUAAAAAGAGGCCCCAAUAUAAAAUAUUUUUUCCUCCAUUUUCUUCAGAUGAGAUUAUAAAAGCCUCUUCCUUUUUUGCAUGAAUAGUUAUGUAUAUUGUAGUGGAAUGAUACAUAUGGGGGUUUUAACAAAGUUUCUAUGUUUUAGCCAUUUACAGCUAAAACUUAACAAUGAGAGCAUUUGAAUAUGGGUUGUUUUGGGGCACUUUUGAGUUGUAUAGUGCUUGUUUAGAUUUCUUUAAGAUUUCUCUCUCUGAUUCAAAUCUAAUCUAAACUUUUCCCUGAUUACAUGGAGUGAACAUCCUAAAACAUAUGCCCGUUUUGUGAAUUUUUAUUUUGGAAAAAUUAAUGUUCUAAACAAAACCUCACAGAGGAAUGGGAUUUCAUAAAUGGGAAGUGCAUUGUUGUAAGAAAUCAAAAUAUUAAGAAAAUUAUCCAGGAAAUAGUAGUGCUCUAUAUUGCUUUCAAGGUAUCAGUGAAAUUGCAAUAAUAAUAAUAAACUUCAAUUUUAAAUGUGAAAGAAAUCAGUUGGAUUCGUUGUGGUGUCUAGAGAGUAAGGCUCUUAUAUUUAAUUCUCCAGGAUGAGGGAGAGUCAUAUUGUAAGAGAAUCUUAAGAUUUUCUCUACCCUUGUGAAUAUCAACUCUCAUAACCUUUCAAUAUGCAAUUCGAUGUUUGGAAUCCUUCCAAAAAUUAGUCCAAUGGAAAUAUGAUCUUUAUUGUUAUACUACUUUAUUCCAAGAUGUAGAAUUAAAUGAUCUUUUAUCUAUUUGCAUCGUAAGGGUCUGGAAUACUUAAGAACCAAAUGGUACACAUACUAUGUUCAUCAGAGAUUUUGUUACAGCUGUAGUUUACCAGAAGCUUAUGUCCUGUAUUAUAUUGUCAAAAAAAGAGGCAGAAUAAGAGUAUUACAUAAUGUUUGAAGCCCUCCACAUUUCAUUGUGUGUACCAUGUGAACUGGUUGGUUUUAUCUGUGAGGAUUUGUUUUCAAAAGAUUUGUAAUGAAUGGAAUGUUUUUGGAAGUUAACAAAACAUAUUUGAAAAAUUUGUUAAAAACAGUACCUUCCUCUCUUACGCUAGAAAUUUCAGUGUGGUAUUCUGCGAAUUGCAUAUCUUUUUGACCAAAUUCCAUUUUGUACUGAUAAAAGAUGUGUGUGUGAGUGAAUGUGUGCAUAUGGAGAAAUUACUUAAGAAAAAUCUAAAUAUUGUUGUUUUCAUGAUUUGAUAAUUAAUUUAUUUUCUUUUAUUUUAAUAUUAAAUUUUAAAUAGUAAGUGAAUGUUCAUUUUAUCCAUAGACUCAGUGUAAUAAAACUUUUAUAAUGUGUGAAUAAUAUGUAUGCUUUAAAAAUUUUGGAUGUUAACAUCACCUGAGCAAUUUUUAUAACGAAAUUUUAAUGUUGUUUGUGACUGAUUUUAUUGAUACAGUUUUUUAAUAAAAUCAAUAUAUAUUUUGGAAGUUUUGUAGGAAAGUAAAAUGUUAAAAUAAAUACUAGAAAGUCAUUGAUGUAGGAAAGAGAUAUAUUUUGAUAAUUCAGAUAGAUGUUUCCUGAAGAAAGAGUUGCAAUUUCAUCCAAUAACUCUGUGACUUUCUGUAUGAAAUGAAGUAUUAGACUUCAUUCAACACAUUGUCAGACUAUGUUAUAAUUCAAACUGACUAAUUGAUUUAAGUAUCUUAUAGAUCUUCUCUCUAAAAGUACAAAUUUGAGUGUAUCACUUUUCAGGCUUUUAUCAUAGCUGUACCUAGCUCACAGCUUGGACAUUUUAAGGGCCGAAGGUUCUUAAAUGUUGAGUACAAUUAUUCAAGAUAUUAAUAUUUGUUGUGUUGUUACAUUUGCACAUGGAUGUUCAAGUAGAAAUGUUGCUUGAUUCCAGUAAAAAAGAUUAUGAUAUUUAUUGUAUGAUGGAUGCACUACAGCAAUCGGUUUUGCAUAUUUGAACACCCUUAUGUGCAAAUGCUACCACAUGAAAGUGUUUCUGAAAGUGACAAAUGCAUGCUUGUUCUGUGUAAAUGUAGGAUCUCAAGGGGAAAACCCUAUUUCACUCUCUGAGAAAUAGGCUCAUAUUAAGCUCGACAUGUCUCCAGUUAAAGAUAAGGAUGAGAUUGGCACUUGUGCAAAACAACCAGUUGCAGUGAUUCAAUUGGUGAAAUGCAUUUCUUUAAGCAUUAAGCUAACAGUUUUCAUAAAACGGCCUCAGUAAGUUUAAGAGCCAACCACAUUCUUAAUUUCAUUGGUCACAAGUCUUCACAUUGAUGCCUUACCUCUAAGGGUGACAAGCAAGUUGGAAGGAGUUUGACCAUCUUCUUCUGUAUGUCUGUGGUCUUAAGCAAUUUUUUUAAUUGUCAUCGGUUCCCAUUUAUGGGACUGUGUGCAUUUUGACUCAGUACAAUACCAUCUUUGUGUUCUGAAUUGCACACAAUUUUAUUAUUACACAAGUGCUGAUAAGAUUUAUCAGCACCACUGUGAAAGAACAGUUUCUUUUGUGGCAUAAGUUGGUCAAGAAAUAAAUGAUCUAUGCCAAACUUCGUAGCCAUAAAAAAAACCUGAAGAAACAAAUUGUGCAUUAGCGUAGUGACUGAGAAUCUGCCCAUCCACUGUAAGUUUUUAAAAUUAUUUUGAAUGUUUUAUUCUGAGGAAAAGAAUGAAUUGAAAAGUUUUUGGGAAAAUCUUUUCCAGAUAUUUAGUAUACUUUCCUAGGUCUUUUUAAGUAUUCAUAUCAUUAAAUACGAAAAAAAAACUUUAAUUACUUUAAUCAGGCUCUUAAUAUCAGAUAUUUUCUUGCUCUUUAAAGUUUGAAACAAAAAUAUAUAAAUUAUUUUUUUGGAUUUUUAUCUUAUAGAAUGAUUUAACAGGACCAUGAAUCAUUAUGUUUGGAUCCUGUUUUGUCAUUUUCCUUUGAUUUCAAAUAAAUGUUUAAAUUAAAAAGAGGUUCUUUUCAUCAUACAAUUAGUAAUAGAAAUAAUUAAGUUUUUAUAUUUAGUGAUAACUUGGUGAAUUUGAAGGUGCAAAUUUGAGAUGCUCUAAUUGUACCUUAAUUCAUGUGCAGUAUUGCAUAAUGUUUUUGUUAAUACUUGCACUUAUUAUGCUGACGCAAUUGGAACAAGACUGCCAUUUUCAGUAUUUUGCUGCUUUUAGUAAUGUGUUAAUGAAAUAGCAACAUGGUUAGUAAAGCAGCAGUGUGGUGUAAAAGAUUAAGACUUUUUGUCAAGUUGCUUUUUGUAAUUUCAUUUUAUAUGUAUUCAUUUUGUUUAGGAGAGUGCAAUGAAAAUACUGCAUGGUUGGUCCAUUUGUUUAAUGAUGUUCUCAUUGAUAGUGGAACUCUGCUAAUCUUAAAUGUUGGAUAGUCUAAACUGAAUUUUGGUUUCUUAAAAAUUAAAAUUGGUGUAAAGAAAAUAAAUAUAUGCCUUGAAAACUUAAUAAAUGUAGAUAGUUUUGUUUUUGAAGUAUGUUAACAAACAUUAGUGUGAAAUUUUUAACAGUUUGUGUUACAGUAUUUUACAUUUAUUUUAAAUUGGUAGUAUCAAAAUUGCUUGAAUGUUUAGUAAUUGUUAAUAUCAAAAUAAUUUUUAAAAUGUCCAAAAUGCAAAUGUUUGGAAAGUUCAGUAUUUAAUGAUGAAACUGUUUGCAAUUCUGUCAAAUAUUUCUAUAUAGAUUACUUGUUACAUUUACAUGACUCAGUAAUCGGAAUGGUUUUUAUACUUAAUUAGUUCAGUUUAGCAGUGUUCUACAAAGGUUUUAAAAGUGAAUGUUUAUCACAUAAGUGCUUAAUUUAGAAUUGUUUCUUACUUUUAUUUUACCUGUAAAACAGUAAUGCAUGUCAUUUGGCUGUAGUUUUUCUCUAAUUGCUGUUAGCUUUUGUGGCAUUGUCACAUUUUACAAAAGUAGUUGUUGUAGGGAAAAAAAAACCUUUCCUGGAAGAAUUCUGAACUCAUGAAUACUAUGAAAUGUUUGUGCAAUUCUUUUAUUUUCAGAUGCUAAGUCGUUUUAUUUAAGGUUAAGAAAGCCAUAUUUUUUUAUUAAUAGGAUUUAGAUCUGUGCCAAACUUACUCUGGUUUAUCAGUUUGAAAUUAGCUGCUACUUUAUGGAGAAUUUAGAUUUAUCUUUUUAUAUUUUAUGGUUCUGGAAGGCUUUCAAUGUCAAAAUUAAAUUGAAAAAUAAAAUGUUUUAUUUUUAUCCCCAUA